AUGCCUACUAUUGGUAUUUGGAUAAUUAUACAACUGAUGAUCAGUAAAAUGGCAGGUGAAUCAUUCAAUCAACCUAAAUUUAGUUCACUGCCGACAUGGAAUCCUAAUGCUACAACAUUUGCAAGUGGUUAUACAACCGGAAACUUAAUAUACAGCAUAUUUAUAAGUACUAACAAUACCGUUUAUGUACCUUUACUUGGCUUUUGGUGCGUUAGAAUUUGGCUUGAAGGGAGCAUAGUUCCAUUUAGAGAUAUUUCUACUAGUCCACGUUAUCCAUAUUCUGUAUUUGUCACAAGUAACAACGAUAUUUAUGUUAACACUGGUAACUCUCCUUGUUCAGUAGAUAAAUGGACAUUGAACGCGACAAACAGUAUCUCUAGCAUGUUUGUGGAUGAUGCUUGUUUCAGUUUAUUUGUCGAUGUCGAAGAUAAUCUUUAUUGCUCGCUUUAUAAUCUUCAUAAAGUUAUCAAAUAUUCAGUUAAUGGUAGUGCAAAUCCGGCGACAACUAUUGCUGGUACAGGUAACGCUGGAUUAAGUUCAAAUAUGCUAUAUGGACCUCGAGGAAUCUUUGUUGAUCGUAAUCUCUCUUUAUAUGUGGCAGAUUGUAACAACAAUAGAAUUCAAUUUUUCUAUUUUGAUCAAUCAAGUGGCGUAACUAUAGUAAACAGUACAGAAGUAAUAGGAACAACCUCACUUAAUUAUCCCAGUGGAAUUACGCUUGAUGCCGAUGGAUAUCUAUAUAUAACUGAUUGUAAUAAUCAUCGAAUUGUUGCCUCAGGGCCUAAUGGUUUUUACUGUGUUGUUGGGUGCAGUGGAUCUGGUUCUACAUCCUAUCAAUUAAACCAACCAUCGACUUUAAGUUUUGAUAGUUACGGCAAUUUAUUUGUUGUCGAUACUAACAAUGAACGCAUUCAGAAAUUUCUAUUGACAACGAAUCUUUCGGGCAACAUUCUUGUAUUUUUAGAUACGAUUUUAUCAGAAGAUAUUGAAUCAACUACUGCAGUCAUGUCUAUUCAACAAACAUCAUCUUCGUUUCUGGCACCUACAUGCUCAAAUUCAAUAACUAUUGGUUCUUAUUGCAAUGUUACAAGCACUUCAUGUGAUAUAUUACAGCCAUGUCAAAAUAAUGCUAGCUGUAUAGAUACAAAUACAACUUCUAAUGGUUAUAAUUGUUCAUGUCUAUCUGGAUUUUAUGGUCUACAAUGUCAAAUCGAUAAUCGACCAUGUAAAUCAUAUACUUGUUGGAAUAAUGGUAUUUGCAAUGAAACAUCGAAGACAGAAUUUAUAUGUAUAUGUUCGUCAGAUUGGCAAGGCAGUAAUUGUGAAAUACAUAUGAAUUAUUGUCAGAAUGUAACAUGUCAAAAUAAUGGUGUUUGCCGUUCAUUAACUAAGAAUUACACAUGCGAAUGUCUUAGUGAUAGUUACUCCGGUAGAUAUUGUCAAAUAGAAUCGAAUACACUUGUUUUACAUCAAAUAGUUUCGAAAUCAUUUGCAUUUAUUGCUAUUAUUGCUAUGGCAAGUGUUAUGAUGAUUGUUAUCGUAAUGGAUAUAAUGAAAUAUUGUUUUGGUAUUGAUGCGAUAAAUAAAGAUUUAAAACGAAUAAGACAACGUAAAAAAGUGAGAAAACACAAAACUCCUAUUGUUAUUCGCUUUAUCUAUGUCAAUUAG
Molecule: messenger RNA, 1668 nt
Organism: Adineta steineri
Lineage: Eukaryota; Metazoa; Rotifera; Eurotatoria; Adinetida; Adinetidae
Source: the annotation of a GenBank genome assembly